This is a messenger RNA of Tuber melanosporum (Perigord truffle), 3419 nucleotides long. RefSeq lists its product as uncharacterized. Gene Ontology annotation, molecular function: protein binding. Lineage: Eukaryota; Fungi; Ascomycota; Pezizomycetes; Pezizales; Tuberaceae. Bases 283 to 3174 code for a protein of 963 amino acids. The transcript is spliced from 4 exons. The record is from RefSeq and is a predicted model, not a curated record.
CCUCACCGACCUUCUCCUUCGACUCCCUCCACUCACACUUUCCCACCAUCCUGUUAAGCCUCUUCUUCCUUCGUAGCCUACUUAUUCUACGCCCGCGGAUUCACGGCGGCUUUCUUGCUUGGUGUUUGUUACUGGGGAGAAAGUUAUUGCACUAGUUAUCUCGUUAUUUCCUGCUUCCGCCUCCCCGUUGUCGCUAAUUUCUUAACCCCCCUUCAUCCUCGCUUAGGAUUUUGAGAAGAGGAAACCCCCCCUCCCCCCGGGAGAUACAUCCAGUUGGCAACCAUGGCCGAUCUAGUGGACUCUCUUUCCACCCUAACAGCCAAUCCCGUCACCUCUUCGCCGCAAGGUUGCUUUCUUGAUGAAGAUGUCGACGGACGCCUAGAUACCGAUGAAGAUCUGGAGUUCAUAGAGGAGGGUGAGCACGAAGAUGAAGAAGUUAGUAAGCCUAGUGUCUUUAACGGUAAGGACAAAGAGGGGGUGAAGAUCUCACCUGGACAGGACUCGAAGAAGAGUGGGGAUGGGGGGAACAAGGAGAAUGAGAAGGAGCGGAAUAUAGCCAAUGGAAAAAUCAGGGAUCUGGAAAACUCAGAUCGCGGUGCCAGUCGGGGUCAGGAGGCUCGGGUGCUCUGUGGGGCCAGUUCAACCCCUACAACCAAACGAGCGCCUUUGACAUUGGUUGAGUUACCGGUGGAUGUGCUGAAAGAUAUUGUAAAGGAGGUUAAUCACACGAACGAUUUGACUAACCUAUCGCUUACCUGUCGAUGUUUACAUGCUCUUUCGAUACCCCACAUAUACUCACGUUUUGAUAUUGUUUGGCCCGAUGUCUCUACUCCCGGAGACCGAACGGGCGUCGAUGCAUUGACUUAUGGGCUUGCAACUCUCACUGCCUCCGGGCGCAGAGGCAAUGAUUAUGCCCGAUGGGUCAAGAAGUUCUCUUUAGGGAAUGGGCCGGGCGAUUGGGUGGGAGAGUACAACAUCAACAAGGAAGGGGGCAAGAUGCUUGGAACUUUAGUGUGUUUGGCAAUCACAAGAAUGAUAGCGCUGGAGACGUUCUCUUGGGAUAUGCCGACCGGGGUGUUGCGUGACGUUUUCAAAGCUCUUCAUGACCUUAACGGGACUCUGAAGAACGUCCAUGUGAGGUUUCACGAUAAUACUGAGACCACUCCACCGACCUCUCAAGAUCCUAGUCGAAGGGUUGAAACUCCCACCUUCAAAGGAUUCGAGGGGUUGAGAAGCCUUAGCGUUCUGGAUAUUGACGAGAUGCAGUAUCUCGAGGAGGUUAGUUAUGCAGUGGAAAAAUCUGUCGACAAACUUCGAGAGUUGCGUCUGGGUUUGGCGCAUCAUGUCCCGCCGGGUGGAAGAUGGAUAAGAGAUUUAGAUGAGGCACCUCAUGGCGAAACUUUGCCGCUUGUCCAAUCUGCUGUAGGUGGGGCCCUUGGAAUUGUAGUGGGCAGGAUUGUCGAUUUAGAGGAGGGAAGACGCCGGAGGAAAAUUAACAAGCUCCCUGGGGGUACAAAUACCAAUCCUGGGCAAAAUAUUCCUCCUCCCCCAGCGCUGCCACAACCACCAAGCAGUACUUCUGCGUUAGUAACUCUUGUGAAUGGUGUUCCCGCUCCCGCAAAUUUAGGCUUACAAGGAAAUGCUGGGCCUGAUCUCAUACCUACCGAUGACGCACCUGCAACACCGGUUGACGAGGCUUCGGCUACUUCUCCUUCCUUAGAUGGGUUUGUAGAAGUUGAAUCUGCUACACCCGGUGUUGUCACGGCUGGGGUUGCUCACACCACUGCUAGCACCGGCGUUACGGCUUUCAGCGUUGUUGGUCCCGGAGCUGUUCAGCAAAUCGUCCCAACGGUAUCGUCAACCCCGAUAAAUAUCCCUCAAGUGCCUUCGCCAAUACCGCCAACAGGCCAGGCUUCUGAGCCUUUGUUUUCAAAUGCGUCUCCAAUUACUCUUGCGCCAACAGUAGGGCCUUCGGCUCCAAAGCCAAGGCCAAUGAAACCAAUUGAAAUUGAGGAAACGAAGCCAGCACUUCAACUGACGUUGGAGACAUUAGAGCUUGAGAGAGUGCCGCUAUCAAUUCGGGUGCUGACAAAGGCAAUCGAUUGGACAACUUUAUCGAACUUGACUAUUCUUGGUUGCCAUGAUCAUGAUCGCUUUUGGAGGGCUCUUCGCCAUAGAUUCUCGCCGCAUCCCAACCAUGGCUCCUCGAUGGCACCUACGAAUAUUGGCAUCAACAAGCCCGGCUACCUACGUCGUCCCAGUAAUCCAGUCGGGCAUGCGCCAGAGUACAGGAUUCGGCUCAAAAAGCUUCAUACAGACACAGUCACCGGGGCAUUGCUUGCUUUCAUCAGGGAAACUCUGCCUCCGAAUUCUUUAGAGGUGCUCUUCUUGCAGGAGAUACCCAACUAUUCCAGUGUGGUACCAAUGGAACACAUCUACAAGUCUGCGAUGAGGCGACAUAAGGGUAGCUUGAGAAAGCUAUUAAUUGAUAGCAAUGUUGGGCUUGGAGGCGAAAAUGCCUCAAAGUGGAUUUUUGAUAAGGAAGUUAUAGCGUUCGUCAGCAGUGGGAAGAUGCCAAAUCUCCGGGAGUUGGGGAUGGCGAUAGAGUGGAAGAACUGGCAUUACUUUUUAACCCGCCUUCCUCUUAUGCCACAACUCCGAUCUCUCUAUAUUCACUACGUUCGCCAUGGUCCACAUAUUUCGGACUUUGAGAGCAAGGAAAUGGCCCAACAGAUUGUCAACACUGUCAUCCUCCGCCCAGAGGUUGAACUUUGUUAUGUUGGCGUCCUAAACAAAUGUUUUGAACUCCUGGAAGACGGCGGGCCAGACGAUCCAGAAACAGAACCCGACAUUCACUCAACGACAGCGCAGCACGCGCCACCUGGCGCUACUGGUGUGCCGGGAUCCCCGCCAAUUGGUAUGACGGUAGUUCCUAUAGCAAUCAAUAGUGAAGAUGAGGAUAGUGACGCUGAGGAGGAGGACGACGACGACGAAGAGGACGGAGAGGACGGAGACGAAACUGACACUGAUGAAGUUGCUGGUGAUAAAUAUCUUUCUGAUGAUGAAGAUUGGACUGGUAAAUCGACGGACAAAGGUGCUAGAGUGCGUUUGAGGGAGAUAUUGUUUUACGACGAUAAGGUCGCUGUGUUUAGAGCGAGGCAUGGGAAACUGUAAACCCUUUCAUUGGAGCUUUUUGAUUUGUUUUUCACCCCAUUUCUCCCAGUUUUGUUUUUAGUGUUUUUAGUGUUUUCUUUUUUUUUUUUUGGUUUUACCAUGGCUAUUAUCACGCUUUCAUCAUUAGGUUUCUCGGUUUUUUUCUAUCUUUUUCUUUCUUUUUCCUUUCACAUUUUCUCGUUUUUACACAUGUUUAUGGUUGGGAUAAUGAAUCAUUGAUAAUCAAAGGAGAGCCUUUUCUUCUC